AUAAAUACCCAAAUCGAACGAACAAUUUGACAUCACAACGCCAACGAGUCAAACGACUCCUCCUCGAGCAAGCACGGCGGCGUCCAUCUACGCGCUAGGGUUUCGUUUCGUACUCUCCGAAAAGAACAAACUUGGAAUCAUCUAAAACCCUAGAGCUACGAUCACUACGGGUUAGAUCAGGUGUUUGUUAGGGUUUUGCGAUAUCAUAAGCUCGAAUCCUGAGCUAGGGCUAGUUGAAAACAACAAUUUCUCUUCAUGUGCAGGUUCUUAGGUAGAGAUAGAUACAUAGAACUAGAAGGAUUUUUAUUGAACAAUGGACGGUGGUGGCGGUUUCGCUGAACAACACUAUGAUUCGGUCGCCUUUAACGACGGCAUAGAAGAGGAAGAAGAAGAACAAUACGAUGAUGAACAAUACGGUGAGGAACAAACCCAACAACAGUUCUCAUCGGGCCGUCGUGGGAUCGAGUCAUAUGGUAACAACGUAGAUGGUAGUGCAGGCAAUGACAUAGGACACCGGCAUCGUGGUGGUGAUUCUUCUUCAGGAAAACUCUUUAUUGGAGGCGUCGCGUGGGAGACAUCCGAAGAGAGAUUUACCAAUUACUUCCUCAAGUAUGGAGAGAUCACAGAUUCUGUGAUUAUGGUGGAUAAGCUUACAGGAAGAUCACGGGGAUUUGGAUUUGUGACAUUUGCUGACCCAGCAGUUGCUGACAGGGUUUUGGAGCAAGAACAUGUUAUAGAUGGCAGAGCGGUGGAAGUGAAAAGAACAGUCCCUAGGGAGGAAAUGCAGGGUCAAGGAGCACAAAGAACAAGGAAAAUCUUCGUUGGUGGCAUACCAACAUUUUUGACUGAAGAUGAGCUGAGGGAGUAUUUUUCUUCCUAUGGUAGCGUUGCAGAGCACCAGAUUAUGAUUGAUCGUGACACUGGGCGGUCAAGAGGCUUUGGGUUUGUUACCUUUGAGAGCGAAGAUACUGUUGAGAGGAUUUUCUCUGAUGGCAAAACUCAUGAACUUGGUGGCAAACAAGUGGAAAUAAAGAAGGCCGUGCCGAAAAGAGCUGGAAGUGACUAUACUUAUGAUGUUAGGACACGUCACGGUGGGAGUUCUUCAAAGUCCUAUGGUGGCUUUGGCAGAGGUGCAGCUGAAUAUGGAGGUGGUGGAUACGGUGGAAAAAUGAGCAGACAAUCUGGUCCCUAUGAUGGGUAUGGUGGUUAUGGCAGUUAUGGUGGGGGAAACUACGGUGGUGGAGCAUAUGGUGGCUACGGUGGAUAUGGCUAUGGUGGAUUUGGGUUUUGGGGGCCUAUGUAUAAUAAUACCAGUGGUUAUGGAGGUGGUGAUUAUGGUACCCCUGGUGGUUAUGGUGGGGGCAGCGGUAGCACUGGGUAUGGUGGUGGUAAAGGUUAUGGAGGUGGUGGUGCUGGGUAUGGUGGCAGCGGCGGCGGUAGAGGAUUCGGAGGUGGUGCUGGGUAUGGUGGUGGUGGAGGUAAAGGAUAUGAUGGCGGUGCUGGGUAUGGUGGCGGCGGUGGUAGAGGAUAUGGUGGCGUUGGCGGCGGCGGUGGUGGCAGAGGAUACGGUGGUGGUGGUAGUAGUGGAUAUGGUGGCAAUAAAGGAUAUGGAAAUGGUGGUGGUGCAAGCGGAAGGUUCCAUCCUUACCAGAAGUGAAGUAAUAUAACUAGCGUUUUGCGGACAUCCAAAUUACCAAUUCGAACCGUAUCUAUUUUCUUGUAACAUUUGGUGAGAGAUGUUUGCCCCAUUUGAAUGUGGAUUUGAUUGUUUUCUGUUGCUGUUUCAGAUUCUGAAUGAGAACUUUGGUUCUAGUAGUGCUGUAUUUUGAGGAUCAAUAUGUAUCCGGAGGUUAAAAUUAGCGGUGCUGAUUACACUGUUUUGUUAGAUUGGAAAACAAAUUUCAGAACCUGUAUUUUUAGCCUGGCAAUCUGUAUAAGAGUGCCCUGCAGGUGGUUGUACUAUUUUUUGAGGUUAGAAUCUCCAUAAUGGUAAACAACCAUGCUCCUCUCUCUC
Molecule: messenger RNA, 2014 nt
Organism: Rhododendron vialii
Lineage: Eukaryota; Viridiplantae; Streptophyta; Magnoliopsida; Ericales; Ericaceae
Product: heterogeneous nuclear ribonucleoprotein 1-like
Exons: 6
Coding region: 314-1657 (447 amino acids)
Biological process (GO): regulation of gene expression
Cellular component (GO): nucleoplasm
Molecular function (GO): RNA binding
Source: RefSeq, a predicted model, not a curated record